GGGAGGAGUCCGGGGGAAGGGCCAUGGAUGGAGUCAGCCCGGCGCUGGCCUGUUCCGGUGGCGCUGGGCGCUAGGACCCAGGCGGCCGGUGUGGCGGCUGGCGACGCCGGGAGCCGGCGGGGCGGAGCACGGCGCGGCGGGCUGGGGUCGCUGCUGGAGACUGAGCCUGAGCCCCGCGAUGCCGAGCAAGAAAAAGAAAUACAACGCGCGCUUCCCGCCGGCCCGGAUCAAGAAGAUCAUGCAGACGGAUGAGGAGAUUGGGAAGGUGGCCGCUGCCGUCCCUGUCAUUAUAUCCCGGGCGCUGGAGCUCUUCCUGGAGUCGCUCCUCAGGAAGGCCUGUCAGGUGACACAGUCCAGAAAUGCCAAGACCAUGACCACCUCCCACUUGAAGCAGUGCAUAGAGCUGGAGCAGCAGUUCGACUUCCUCAAGGAUCUGGUGGCCUCGGUGCCUGACAUGCAGGGAGAUGUGGAGGAUAACCACGCUGAGGGCGAGAAGGUCUCCAGGAGGUGGGCAGUAGGAGGCGCUGUGCUACAGGGAGAGGGGCAAGGGCUUGGGGCCGGAAGCCGGGCAGUGGGCGGAAGAACGGCGGCACUGGCAGCAAAGGAAAGGACCCGAAGCAGUCAGGCACGGACUCCGAGCAGGAGGAGGAGUCUGAGGACAGCGAGACUGAUGGGGAGGAGGAGACGUCCCAGUCUACGCCCCCCAGCCGCCCUACCACCCACUUCCCCAGCUCUCCGGCACCAUAUUUGCACUUCACCUGCCCCCCACAGUCCACCAUGGCCAUGCCUGUCUCCGUGCCCCCGGCCCUGCCUGCCAUGAUGCCCUCUGCGCCAGCACCCCCCGCCCCAGCGCAGGACGAGGAAGAGGAAGAUUAUGACUCGUAGCCCCGUUUCCUUUUAGUUUGUUUUAGUUGCUGCAUUUGGGGGGGAGGGGGUGGUUCUUAAAUUUAUUAAAAAAAAGAGAGAAAAGCAUUUUACCUCCACGUGGUUUGUUUUUAUUGUCUCCCUGGGCUGGGCUCGAACCCCUGAUUUUCAGAGCCCAGAUCACCUCGUCCCUCCCCACCAUGUCAUCCCUCUCUGUGGCACCUUCCCCAACAGACAGCGCGUGACUGAGCCAACCCAGUGAUUAGCUGCAGGUGUCUCCAGAGAUGGGAAAUGGGGACAAAACAGCCACCCCAGCUUGUGAAACCUCCCCCAGCCUUUCAUCAUGGCUCGAUUUCUCCCUCCUCAGCCCCAAGGAAUCAGGGGGUGUCUUUCCCAGAGCGCGUAGGGCUAGCGCUUGCAUUGGUUUUAUGGGUGUCAUCCAGGCUUCGUCUAGGACAUUCAGUUCCAUUUCAGGCCUCGGUGUUGUCAGUCUGUCAGAUCACGGGACUCUCUGGUGUUGGGUAAGAUUAUUUUUAAGUGGUGCCCUCAGCUCUGCCCCCACCUAGCAACCCUGGUUCUUGGUGGGGUGGUUGGGCUCCAUUUUUCUUAGAAGCAGGAUAUUUGGUUCCACCCCAGCCCUGGUUUGGUGUCCCCCUUUUUGCUGCCCCCAGCACUGCUCUCUCAGAUCCUGGGGUGGGGGCCCACAAUUAAUCUCACAAGCAGCUUCUCCCCCUGCCCCCUGUCACUGCAUGUGAAAUUCACUCGGAUCUGAUGAUUGGUUUGGGAUGAAUCUGAAGUAGGGGGAUGUAAUUAGAGUGGGGGAAGGAGUCCCCCCACCUGAAAGGACUCAGUGUCUAUCCUGGGCUUAACUGUAUCUGCCACUAGAAGAUGGUCCUGUGGUUUCACCCAUCAGAAUCCCCCACACACACCCAGCUGCCUCAAUUCCCCCCCCCCCCGGGAUGGGGGCAGGGAAUCUGUGAGAUAUGGGGCUUUUAAACACUGUCUUUAAAAAUGAAUGUCCCAGGCGCUGUAUGUUCUCAGUCCUUCAUGCCAUUUGCAUGUCCCCCUCCAAGUGAGACUGGGAGCCAGGACUCUUGGGAAGGGAGUGGGAUCUAAUCAUUAGAGCAGGGAAGUGCUGGGAGCCAGGACUUCUGGGUUCUUUUUCCCUCUGCCUCCCUGUCCUUUCUCUCCCUGGAUAUUUAGCAGAUUCAAUCUCCAUUCUUUUCUUGUUGAUAAACCCCAGGGCUCCAUCACCCCACCCCUGUGCAGUGUAGUCCUAAGGUUCCUAAGAGGCAGGAAUUUCCACAGUGCUUUUUCACACUGAUCUGUCCUGUUGGGAAUGGGUUGUUUCCAUGUGGGGGGUGGGUCCUGGCAUCCCUUCAGGGCAGGGGUGCUUUAAGC
Messenger RNA from Mauremys reevesii (Reeves's turtle), 2265 nucleotides. It is a transcript of the gene DRAP1, whose product is annotated as DR1 associated protein 1. The transcript is spliced from 7 exons. Gene Ontology annotation, biological process: transcription by RNA polymerase II; negative regulation of transcription by RNA polymerase II; positive regulation of transcription by RNA polymerase II. Gene Ontology annotation, cellular component: nucleus; negative cofactor 2 complex. The coding region runs from base 179 to 820 and encodes 213 amino acids. Lineage: Eukaryota; Metazoa; Chordata; Testudines; Geoemydidae. Gene Ontology annotation, molecular function: RNA polymerase II general transcription initiation factor activity; transcription corepressor activity; protein heterodimerization activity. The record is from RefSeq and is a predicted model, not a curated record.